AUCUUUGCCGUUCACUUCAUGUGGUGUUGAAAGCUAAUGAGAGAGAGAGCGCGCGAUGCCCCCAUCGUCGAAGGAGCAAGAUAUUCCCUCACCCCCUUCACGGGUGUCGCUUGCCGUCAUUUACCACCGGGCACCGGCUCUUCCGGCAUGUAGGAAACUGUUGCGCUAAUAAAAGCAAACUGCGGGACCAUAGAGGAGGAAAAGUGGGAGGCAACGGGAAAAGACGACAGGGGGGUGUAUAGGCUACGAAACAGUCGGUCUCUCCUCUCUAGUCUACAAAAGCAAACUGACCAUAAAUCUAAUUCCCUGUUGCGAGGGCGGGUGGAGAGAGAGAGAGACAGAGAGCGAGAGAGAGAGAGUAUACGGGAAGGAAAAAGCAAAUAGCAAAGCGAUGCCAAUUAGACCGGCAAAACCGGCCCGGAGCAGUGAAGAGCAUAGCCACUAGACUACUUCUGCGUCGUUGGUUUCAUAAGUCACAAUUUCGAAGAUAUUAUUUUCUCAGUUGGCUUCUUCAAUGCUGGUGGCACGAAUGGAAUUUUCUUAACGUCACUGACGGCCACGGCAGUUGGACUGCAUUUUAAAUCUGUGUGCUGUGUCUCGCUCUCAGCGGAUUGAACGGACGUUCCUUGAACCUGCUGAACCUGGAAUAGGGGAAUUUCAGCACCCUGGACAACGACUAGCAGUUGACGUAAACUGCUGUGACGAAGCCGGCACGUGGCAGAGGGGAGAGAGGAUGCUGCGUCUCUGGCCCAGUGUGAGAACCUCCCCCUGGGGAAGCCUGCGUUGGACCCAGUGCCCCACGGGCCGCUGAUCCCCCUUCUGUGUCUCUGUGAUUUAUGGCUACUGGGGAUCUGGCCACUGCAGACUCAUCUCUCAAGUUCACAUUCACAAAUACACACACACUGCACCACUGGACAGAGCCACACACACUGCACACCCGUGCCCAGUGCUGCUCCAUAGAGUGACUCCACCACACACUGAACAAAAUAAUCUCUCUCAGCCUCCACACUCACUGAGGGACUGAGCCACACUCACUGAGGGACUGAGCCACACUCACUGAGGGACUGAGCCACACUCACUGAGGGACUGAGCCACACUCACUGAGGGACUGAGCCACACACACUGAGGGACUGAGCCACACACACUGAGGGACUGCGCCACACUCACUGAGGGACUGCGCCACACUCACUGAGGGACUGAGCCACACACACCGAGGGACUGCGCCACACACACCGAGGGACUUCGCCACACACACCGAGGGACUGCGCCACACUCACUGAGGGACUUCGCCACACUCACUGAGGGACUUCGCCACACUCACUGAGGGACUUCGCCACACUCACUGAGGGACUUCGCCACACACACUGACGAACUGAGCCACACACACUGGGGGCUGAGCCACACACACACUGAGGGACUGAGCCACACACACUGAGGGACUGAGCCACACACACUGAGGGACUGAGCCACACACACUGAGGGACUGAGCCACACACACUGAGGGACUGAGCCACACACACACUGAGGGACUGAGCCACACACACACUGAGGGACUGCGCCACACACACUGAGGGACUGAGCCACACACACUGAGGGACUGAGCCACACACACUGAGGGACUGAGUCACACACACUGAGGGACUGAGCCACACACACUGAGGGACUGAGCCACACACACUGAGGGACUGAGCCACACACACUGAGGGACUGAGCCACACACACACUGAGGGACUGAGCCACACACACACUGAGGGACUGAGCCACACACACUGAGGGACUGCGCCACACACACUGAGGGACUGAGCCACACACACUGAGGGACUGAGCCACACACACUGAGGGACUGCGCCACACACACUGAGGGACUGAGCCACACACACUGCUUUUCUCUGCCCCAUACAACCUCCCAUUGCACCACUGUGUCCUAUACACACCUCUCUGUGUAUCCUCCACUCCCCCGGAGUGUGCAGAUUAGCAUCCCAGUAUGAGUCAUGGAUCGUCAGCCUAAGAGGCACCUGCUUUACUAGCAGAGGUGGAUCAAUGGAACUGCACUGAGUGAUGAGAUGAUGUUCCUGAAUUCGCAUGGCUUGAGAAAAAUCACCUGAUAGCAGCCGUGCAAAGACUGACCACCCCUAACUUCACUGUUUUUAAUCACUAGACUGACUCUCCCUGGACUGUCUCUCCCUGGACUGUCUCUCCCUGGACUGACACUCACUGGAGUGACUCUCACUGGACUAACUUUCCCAGAACUGACUAACUGGACUGACUCUCAAAGGACUGAGUAUGACUCACUGGCAUCCCCCAGGGAUAACCGUUAUCCCCCUUUGACAUUUACAUUUUUGACACGGCCAUGUCCCUUUCUCUGAAACCGUUCUUUUUCUAAACUCGGAAGCCGUGGACUGGAGGUGAGAGCCAGCGGGCGGUCAGCUCCUCACCAUGGUGUUGCCGCCCCCGGACAAACGCCACGUGUGCCUGACCACCAUCGUCAUCAUGACCAGCAUGGCCUUCAUGGAUGCUUACCUGGUGGAGCAGAACCAGGGGCCCAGGAAGAUUGGCGUGUGCAUCAUUGUGCUGGUUGGGGACAUCUGCUUCCUCAUCGUGCUGCGCUACGUGGCCGUGUGGGUGGGCGCAGAGGUGCGCACGGCCCGCCGCGGCUAUGCAAUGAUUCUCUGGUUCCUCUACAUCUUUGUACUGGAGAUCAAGCUCUACUUCAUCUUCCAGAACUGCAAGGCCGAUAGGAAGUCCUUGGAGACGGUGGCCCGGAAAGCCUUGACUCUGCUACUGUCUGUGUGUGUCCCGGGGCUUUACUUGGUUCUAGUGGCUCUGGACAGCAUGGAGUAUGUGAGGACCUUCAGGAAGAAGGAGGACAUGCGGGGGAGGAUCUUCUGGGUGGCUCUUGAUCUUCUGGAUCUUCUUGACAUCCAGGCCAACCUGUGGGAGCCUCAGCGGACCGGCCUGCCCAUCUGGGCCGAGGGACUGAUGUUCUUCUACUGCUACGUCCUUCUCCUCACCCUGCCCUGCGUCUCCCUCAGCGAGAUCUCCACGCAAGGGGAACACGUAUCGCUCCAGAAGAUGAUGCUCUACCCUGUCCUCAGCCUGAUCACCAUCAACGUGGUCACUAUCCUGAUCCGCGGGGUCAACAUGGUGCUGUUCCAGGACAGUAGAGUCUCCACCAUCUUCGUCGGCAAGAACGUGGUGGCGAUCGCCACGAAGGCGUCCACCUUCCUGGAGUACCGGCGUCAAGUGAAGGAGUUCCCUCAACCGCAGAACGCCAUGGCGUUGGAGCUGCAGCAGAACUCUGUGGGCCACGGACAUACACCCCACACGUCGCACUCGCAGCCUCUGGCCAACUCCACCAACCUGCCCCACGAACCCUCGCCAGGGCGACACAUGGAAACAUGACCCCCAGCACUGGACCCUCUGGACACCAGCGGAGCAUCUCCACCGUUGCCGUCAGUGACUAACUACAGUGACUAACUACAGUGACUAACUACAGUGACUAACUAAAACAGAACUUCUGGUGUGACUCGUUCUGUCUAUCCAGUCUAUCCAGGAGUUUGGUAUUAAGAGAGAUGUGGGUUUCAUGACAGGAUGCUAUUCUUCUGCCUAUCAAGCCCACUUGAACAACAGAGGAUUUAACAACUAGAGGUAUAUGUUCAGCCUCUGUCUUUCUGUCUGUCUAUUGGAGAAAUAUAAAGAUUCACCUUCUUGAUUCUGACAGGAGCGAACUGAUGUGGUUUUAUUUGUUUUUAAAUGAACAAUUUUAUUCUGCAGCUGAGUAAUGUAUGUUGUGUAACAGUAAAUUUUACAAUUUGUUCCUCUCUGAAUAUCUGUGAUUUUCUAAAACUCCUUUCGACUGUCUAUUGCGUGGCUUUUUUCUUUGUAGUCCUUAAAAAUGAGGUAUACCACUCGCCCUACAGAAGCACUAAGUUGAAGUGGAGAAAGAGAGAAUGGAGAGGAGAGGAAGGGAAGGAGAAAGGGUCAAUAAGAAGGGUGGCAGUAGAAGAGUGAAAUUCAGCCUCUGCUUUAAUUCUGCUGAGAAAGGAGCUAACUGGAGUCUGCUGCCUCGGUCAGUGUGACGCUUUACAACCAACUGGUCUGCUGCCUCGGUCAGUGUGACGCUUUACAACCAACUGGUCUGCUGCCUCGGUCAAUGUGACGUUUUACGACCACAUGGUCUGCUGCCUCGGUCAGUGUGACGUUUUACGAGCACAUGGUCUGCUGCCUCGGUCAGUGUGACAUUUUACGAACAAAUGGUCUGCUGCCCCGGUCAGUGUGACGUUUUACGACCACAUGGUCUGCUGCCUCGGUCAGUGUGACAUUUUACGACCAAAUGGUCUGCUGCCUCAGUCAGUGUGACAUUUUACGACCAAAUGGUCUGCUGCCUUGGUCAGUGUGCCGCUUUACGACCAAAUGUAUGCUAAAAGCACCAGAGCUCAGCACUAUACACUCUACUUGAGGCAGCCACCCGUGUGUGUGAUUCUGUGUGUGUGUGUGUGUGUGUGUGUGUGUGUGUGUGUGUGUGUGUGUGUGUGUGUGUGUGUGUGUGUGUGUGUGUGUGUGUGUGUGUGUGUGUGUGUGUGAUUCUCUGUGUGUGUGUGUGUGUGUGUGUGUGUGUGUGUGUGUGUGAUUCUCUGUGUGUGUGUGUGUGUGUGUGUGUGUGUGUGUGUGUGUGUGUGUGUGUGUGUGUGUGUGUGUGUGUGUGUGUGUGUGUGUGUGUGUGUGUGUGUGUGUGUGUGUGUGUGUGUGUGUGUGUGUGAUUCUCUGUGUGUGUGUGUGUGUGUGUGUGUGUGAUUCUCUGUGUGUGUGUGUGUGUGUGUGUGUGUGUGUGUGUGUGUGUGUGUGUGUGUGUGUACACGUGUGAGGGGGCAGAGGGGUGCUCGUGUGAAACUGUAUUUCAAGUUCAAGUCUUGUCACAUGCACAAGUACAGUGAAAUGCUUCACUUGCAAAUUUACCCAGCAGUGCUGUAAUCAAUAUCAAAAUAUUAUAACUAAUAAUACAUUUUUUACAAAUUAUAAUAAUUAUUAUAUAUAUAUAUAUAUGUAUGUAUAAAUAAAACAUGGGAAAUAAGAAAGGAAGCUAUAUACAGGGUCAGUGCCAAUACCAAAUGUACAAUGUGCUGGAUACUGAAGUAUUUGAGGUAGAUAUGUACAUGCAGGUGGGGUUUAGGAAAAAGCGACUGGUAGCAGCAUCCGUAAUAAUAAUAAUAAUAGUAAACAGUGGGUGUGAAAGAAACCUCAUUGUACUUUCCUCCACAAGUAAGCCUUGAAGUCAAAGAAUGCAGAGUGCAGACAGCCUCAAUGACAAACGGUAAAAUAUAAAUGUACAAUCCAACCUGAAAACUGAAAACCAUUUCUAGUUAAUUGAUGAAGUGAGUAUUAAAUUAUUAUUAUCGUUAUUACUACAUGUACAUUAUUUAUUAAAUGUGUAUGUUUUAAUAAAAAGUAUUCAAAGAA
Salvelinus fontinalis (brook trout) is the source of this 5457-nucleotide messenger RNA. Its product is annotated as transmembrane protein 121-like. The record is from RefSeq and is a predicted model, not a curated record. Bases 2437 to 3402 code for a protein of 321 amino acids. The transcript has 2 exons. Lineage: Eukaryota; Metazoa; Chordata; Actinopteri; Salmoniformes; Salmonidae.